This is a messenger RNA of Manihot esculenta (cassava), 3413 nucleotides long. RefSeq names its product respiratory burst oxidase homolog protein C. Bases 297 to 3023 code for a protein of 908 amino acids. Gene Ontology annotation, molecular function: calcium ion binding; peroxidase activity; NAD(P)H oxidase H2O2-forming activity. Gene Ontology annotation, cellular component: plasma membrane. Lineage: Eukaryota; Viridiplantae; Streptophyta; Magnoliopsida; Malpighiales; Euphorbiaceae. The record is from RefSeq and is a predicted model, not a curated record. The transcript is spliced from 12 exons.
UUUAAUUUCUCUGCAUUUCCACACUUCUGUAUAUAUUUUUGCUAACAAGGAGCCAUCUCCCGUUGAGAGAAAAAAAAAAAAAAGAAACUAAUCACAGCUAAUUAGUUUCAUUUUCUUUUUUGAUCUAAUUUGCAAUAAUUCUGCUCAAGAGCUUCGUUUGUGCUUGCUAGUUUCUGCACCACCAAGUGUCAAGUGUUAUUGGGUUGUUGAUUCUUACUGUUUUUCUCCAAACUAGAUAGAGAUAAAAAGUAACUCUUCAACUAUAAAUACAUCUUCAGUCUAUCCACUAAAGCAAGAUGCAAGACAUGGGUAGAGAAGACCAGCAUCAUCGCUCUGAUACAGAGCUCAUAUCUGGCGAAAGGGCACCUUACAGUGGUCCCUUAAGCGGGCCUCUUAACAAGAGAGGAACAAGAAAAAGCGCCAGGUUCAACAUCCCAGAAUCCAGUUCCGCCCAGGAUGAGCAAUACGUGGAGGUCACACUGGAUGUUCGCGAUGAUUCUGUGGCCGUUCGCAGUGUGAAGGCUGCAGAAAUGGAAGAAGAUCCAGAGGCGACACUACUUGGCAAAGGUCUGGAGAAAAGAUCUACCUCUAAAGUUAUGAGGAAUGCUUCUACCAGGAUCAGGCAGGUGUCCCAGGAAAUAAAGCGACUUACUUCAUUCUCCAAGAGGCCUCCUCCUCCAGGUCGCCUCGACAGGACCAGAACUGCAGCUGCUCAUGCUUUGAAGGGACUUAAGUUUAUCAGCAAGACUGAUGGAGGUGCAGGGUGGGCCGCCGUGGAGAAGCGGUUCGACGAAAUCACUGCUUCAACUGAUGGGUUGCUUCCUCGCUCACGAUUCUGUGAAUGCAUAGGAAUGAAGGAAUCGAAGGAAUUUGCAGGCGAGUUGUUUGAUGCACUUGCUAGGAAGAGGAAUAUACAAGGAGAUUCGAUCAGUAAGGCUCAGUUGCAGGAUUUCUGGGAACAGAUUUCCAACCAGAGCUUCGAUUCCAGGCUUCAAACUUUCUUUGACAUGGUUGAUAAAGACGCAGAUGGUAGAAUCACAGAAGAAGAAGUCAAAGAGAUUAUUACCCUUAGCGCUUCUGCCAAUAAACUCUCAAACAUCCAAAAACAAGCAGAGGAGUAUGCAGCCUUGAUCAUGGAAGAGCUGGAUCCAGACAAUCAUGGAUAUAUCAUGGUAGAAGACCUGGAAGUGCUUCUAUUGCAAGGACCAAGCCAAUCUGUGAGAGUAGGGGACAGCAAAAACCUGAGCAAAAUGCUUAGCCAGAAGCUGAAGGCUACAUUGGAUGAAAACCCAAUAAGGCGAUGUUGUAGAAGCAUCAACUAUUUCAUUUUCGACAACUGGCAGAGAGCGUGGGUGCUAGCUCUGUGGAUUGGGGUUAUGGCUGGGCUAUUUGCCUGGAAGUAUGUGCAGUAUCGACGCAGAGCUGCCUAUGUGGUAAUGGGUGAGUGUGUCUGCAUCGCAAAGGGAGGAGCUGAGUCACUGAAACUCAACAUGGCUUUAAUAUUACUACCAGUCUGCAGAAACACCAUCACCUGGCUCAGGAAUAAGACCAAGUUGGGUGCUGUGGUUCCUUUUGAUGACAACCUUAAUUUCCACAAGGUAAUAGCAGUUGGGAUUAUAAUUGGAGUUGGUCUACAUGGAAUUUCUCAUUUAGCCUGUGACUUCCCACGGCUUCUUCAAGCAGAUGAAGAAAAAUGGAAACUUAUGCAGCCAUUUUUUGGGGAUCAACCUUCAAGCUACUGGCAUUUUGUGAAGUCAAUAGAGGGGGUGACUGGGAUCAUAAUAGUGAUAUUAAUGGCAAUAGCCUUUACACUAGCUACUCCCUGGUUCAGGCGUAACAGGCUCAAUCUGCCCCCGUUCCUCAAGAAGCUCACUGGCUUCAAUGCCUUUUGGUACUCUCACCAUCUCUUCAUCAUCGUCUACGCCUUGCUUAUUGUCCAUGGUCAUUUCCUCUAUUUAACUGAUAAAUGGCACAAGAAAACGACAUGGAUGUAUUUGGCUAUUCCUAUAAUCUUGUAUGCGAGUGAAAGAUUGACUAGAGCACUGAGGUCCAGCAUCAAGCCUGUUACCAUCAAGAAGGUGGCUAUUUAUCCUGGAAACGUGUUGGCACUUCAUAUGUCAAAGCCUCAGGGAUUUAGAUACAAAAGUGGGCAAUACAUGUUCGUUAAUUGUGCAGCUGUCUCUCCUUUUGAAUGGCACCCCUUUUCCAUCACUUCUGCUCCUGGAGAUGACUAUAUCAGUGUUCAUAUUAGAACCUUGGGUGAUUGGACAAGGCAACUCAAAACAGUAUUCUCACAGGUUUGCCGACCUCCGGACACUGGGAAGAGUGGACUUCUUAGAGCUGAUGACUUCCAAGGAAACAACAAUCAAAUUGGUUUUCCAAGAGUUUUGAUCGAUGGUCCAUAUGGAGCACCAGCACAAGACUACCAUAAUUAUGAUGUGGUUUUGCUUGUGGGUCUAGGAAUUGGGGCAACCCCAAUGAUAAGCAUUGUGAAGGAUAUAGUGAGCAACAUCAGGGCCAUGGAAGAAGAAGGGGAGAGUUCACUAGAAAAUGGUACAGUGCCAAGGACACCUAGUCCUAAUACACUAAAAAGAAAAGAAAACUUCAAGACAACAAGGGCAUACUUUUAUUGGGUGACAAGAGAACAAGGGUCCUUCGACUGGUUCAAAGGGGUGAUGAAUGAGGUGGCUGAGCUAGACCACAACAAUGUCAUAGAGCUCCAUAACUAUUGUACUAGUGUUUAUGAAGAGGGGGAUGCAAGGUCUGCCUUAAUUGCCAUGCUUCAAUCUCUCCACCAUGCCAAGAAUGGUGUUGAUAUUGUCUCUGGUACUCGAGUUAAGUCCCACUUUGCCAAGCCCAAUUGGAGGACUGUCUACAAGCGAAUUGCCCUUAACCACCCCAAUUCUCGAGUUGGGGUGUUUUACUGUGGGGCACCAGCACUUACAAAAGAGCUACGCCAACUAGCCUCUGAUUUCUCACACAAGACAAAUACCAAGUUUGAUUUUCACAAAGAAAAUUUCUAAAUUUCAAGGGAUAAAAAGAGAAAGAGAAGAGAGAGAGAGCUCACUGGCCAAAACUCCUCUUCAGUCCAUCAAGAUUUCACUUUAUACCACGUUGCAAAGAUUUUGGCCUCCUUUGUUGACCUUUAGCUUUAAGUCUGUCAAUAAUGUGUCAUGUAUCAAGUUUUCUUCAGAAUUCUAUGGAAAAAACUGAUAAAAUGGUGCAGCCUACAAGAUAGAGUGGUGGUUGAUUGUAGGGGGGCUGCACAGACCCCACCUUAAAGGAUUGCAAGUAUGUGAGCAUCACUAAUAUCGUGCUCACUUCUCGCCUAUGUGAAAUCUCUAUCUUUAGAAAGGACCAAUGUAAAGUAUUUUCCUCUUUCAUGUGGAAGUAUUAAUAGUUCUAUUGCAAAA